CUAGGAGGGAAAGCAUCGAGACGAACGAUUCCGUCCAGCACGGUAACCCUGGGAACUCGACCAAAGGCCUCGACGCCUUCUCGGGCUGAACGGCCCCCGUUCAGCAACCCGACCGUCACUCCUGAAUUGGGGGACGGGCGCGGGCGUGCCUUGAUCCUCUCGUCUUUGGGUUGCAUCACCGAAUUGUAACGGAGGACUGGUACACAACCCCUCAAGAUGGGUACAACGGAGUCGGGCACGAGCAGCAGUAGCAGCUCGGGCUCAAGAAUGCCCAAGUUCCAGGUCGGAUGGUACCGCUUCAUACCGUUCCUGGGAUAUCACCACGUGCUGAUGAUUCUCAUCGCCGUCGCCAUAAUCCUACUAUCUCUACUAUUAGCAGGCUGUUCAUCAUCAUCACCGCUAAUUCCCGACAUCUUCCUCCUCUCUCUCUACUACAAAUCAUACACGGCGAAGCCCGACACGGCGCAAGUUGACUACAACGUGCACACCGCUAUCGAAAACAUCGCUGGUGACGCCCACCUGGCUGCUCGUGUCGGUUACUUCGGCAUCUGCAUCAACCCGGACGGUGGUUCGUGGCUGUGCAGUAACAAUGCCACCGCUCUCGCCAAGGAGGUUUCCGUCGACCAAGAUCCGCUCAACCUGAUCUGGUUGGCCGCCCAGUUUAAGGAUAUGAUUGUGUUUCCUUAUUUGAUAAUCAUCGCCAUCAUCUUCGCCUUUGUCUGUCUCCUGCUCCUCGCCACUUUCCCCGGAUGGCACGAGGAGGAGGAUUCCGAGGGUUCCGAACGCGAAGUCAAGCCUUUCCCCUCGCGAUUCGUCUCUCAAAUCGCCCUCGCAAUAAUUUUCAUCGCCUCCAUCUUCGUCCUUGUGUCCGUACUGUGGCAACACACUGCCUCAGUGGCCGCCUCGGUCAUUGCCCAAGAUUUCGGAAACGGUGCUGUUCGCAGCGGAGUCGGUACCAGCGCCAUGGUUUUGGGUUGGUUCUCCUUUGCCCUGCUCAUCAUUGUCACCAUCGGAUUGCUUGUGAUGAUUCUCAGCAUGAGCGUCCUGAGCGCAAUGGUGUAGGGCGCCGAAGUGAAGUAACAAUGGACGAGCAGAGCGACUGUAAAUACGCCGACACAUGAGUGGACUGGCACGGCGAGGGUAAGAUCAAGACAGGACGACCAGGAGAUUGAGCAUCAGCAUCGGCGUUACUAGGGAACCUU
Ilyonectria robusta is the source of this 1202-nucleotide messenger RNA. RefSeq names its product Ca2+ regulator and membrane fusion protein Fig1-domain-containing protein. Gene Ontology annotation, biological process: conjugation with cellular fusion. Bases 217 to 1062 code for a protein of 281 amino acids. Gene Ontology annotation, cellular component: membrane; mating projection tip. The record is from RefSeq and is a predicted model, not a curated record. The transcript is spliced from 4 exons. NCBI's taxonomy places the organism in Eukaryota, Fungi, Ascomycota, Sordariomycetes, Hypocreales, Nectriaceae.